ACAUUCGCGGCAGCGUUCCGCAGGCUUAUAUCUCUGGUGUCGGCAUCAUGGCCUCUGCCGCCGUCCUAUGCCCUUCGUAGGUUGCUGUUGAUCGCUCGAAAUACCAUUUACCUCUGGUUUCGGCCCCAUCAGGUUCCCGAACGGAGCAUUAAAUUACUACGUGACGUGCAAGGGCAGCGGGCACUCGAUACUUGUGAUGCCUCCGGAUCCUAAUCUGCGGCAUGAAGAUGCAUUCUCCCUCCUGUAUGGGAGAGACGAGUGCUCUGACGCCUUCGGCCCCAUCGCAAGCAAUGCGCUCUGCAGCCCGGGCAAAACGCUCUGCUGCGUACGACGAGGCCAGGAGUUCCCGUCUUGCCAGCAAUACCUAGGGAAAGGCUGGUGCUGCACUGGCGGCAACGCCACCGACAACUGCUACAUCGACCAGCCAUCCGCCUGCGAGGAACCCAACUCGGUGCCCUGCACCAACCUCGCCGAGGGCACCACCGAGGCGUGCUGUCCGCGCCUGACGAGCUGCAGCCCAGAGUUCCCGGCGCACGAAGUGGUGCGUUGCAACAUCCAGCAUGGAGAUCUCCAGCGGGCGGCCCAGGCGGGGGUUACAUCGUCGGCGUCGGUCGGGCUCAGCUCGGCAACGAGUACGUCGACGACGCCCGAGGAGAGCACCACGACGGCACUGGCGUCUUCAACUACCGCCAUGGCUAGUACCACUGGUACUACUAGUAGUGCCAAUGCCACCAAUGUCGCUCAGACGUCGCUUCCCCCGGAUGGCGAUUCCCGCGAAGCUUCGUCGUCGGCACCGCCGCCGGCGGGUCUAAUCGGGGGUACUGCGGUGGGAGCGACGCUAGGUUUUGUUUUAGUCGUGUUGUUGGGGUACCUCGUGUUGCGGAAACGGUCGAAGAAGAGAAGGCUUCAGCAGCAAGGCGGCUACCCUCAGCUUCCUCCGCCUCCUCCUGCUGCUGCUGCGGUUGACUCUUCCAGUUAUUCUCACUAUCAUCCUCCGCCGGUCUUCCCUGGACAAGCCCAGGGGUAUCCGGAUUAUGCGCAGAUGAAGGGAGAAAUCGGUAAUGCGUAUCAAUGUGGUCUUUGGAGCGGGCCGGCAGAGCUUGAGGUCAAAUAUGCGGCGGCAAAUAAUGAGCCUGUUGAGUUGUGGGCAAGUGGGAGAUGAGGUCUGUUGCAGUGAGGGUUGUUAGUAGUAAUAGUACUUAGUAGUGCCUAGGUGUUUUGGCAGGGUUCGUCGGCUGUACCUAUUGAGCGCAGAGUCUGUACGGUAG
This is a messenger RNA of Chaetomium strumarium, 1268 nucleotides long. RefSeq lists its product as uncharacterized. The transcript is spliced from 3 exons. Lineage: Eukaryota; Fungi; Ascomycota; Sordariomycetes; Sordariales; Chaetomiaceae. The record is from RefSeq and is a predicted model, not a curated record. The coding region runs from base 197 to 1162 and encodes 321 amino acids.